CUCCACAGUCAGGCUCUUCAGCCAAGCGUUUUCACUCAAGCUUAAUUGUAUCUGCUAUUUUUAUGAGUUUUACUUACGGGAUGAAAAAUAUUUUUUUUAAAUCAUUAAAUAAAAAGGAAUCACGUAUGAUAUUUUCAUGGAUUUAGAACUGGAAGAGAUGUGAAGCCUUAAAACUUGUUCUGCUGUUUUUUCCAUUUAGACAGACGUAAAGAAAAAUAAAGGAAUCCUGAUUUCAUUGCAGCGCUUGCAACAUAACAUCAAUUGCACAACAAUCAUUCCUGGAACAGAGAAACAAUUCCUCCUAAAAGACACUACAAGCCUGUUAAGUGACUAUAAAUAAGAGGAGGGCCACAAUAUAGGUAUCAUUUUGUAAAGAAGCAACGUUUCUAUUGUGGUUCAGUUGCACACUGGGAACCAGGAUGGCUCAACUGUCAAUAUGGAUUGGCAUUGCUACGCUGAUAUUUCUUCAAAAUGUUUCUGCCAUUAACCUGGUUUGUUACUUCACCAGCUGGUCUCAGUACAGGGAAGCCCCAGGGGGCUUUGUCACUGAUGACAUUGAACCAGAUCUUUGUACCCACAUCAUUUAUGCUUUUGCUAAUAUAUCAGGCAAUCAAAUCACCAAGUACGAAUGGAAUGAUGAUACUACCUAUAACAACCUCAGGGGACUUAAAACUAGGAAUCCCAAACUGAAGAUUCUUCUGUCUGUUGGUGGAGCUAAUUUAGGCUCUAGACCUUUCCAGAACAUAAAUUCCUCUCCUGCCACACGCUCGGAAUUUGUAGCAUCCGUGAUCAGCUUUCUUCGGAAGAAUAAUUUUGAUGGUAUUGAUGUUGCUUGGCACAGACCAAGCCAGAAUAAUAAAAGGGAUUUGGUUAAGCUGGUUCAGGACCUGAAUGUAGCAUUCCGCUAUGAGGCCCGGAAGAAUCCAAACAGGCAAAAUCUCAUAUUGAGUGUGGCAGUACCAGCUGGAAAAGAAGCUAUUGAUAGUGGCUUUGAUAUCCCGAAUAUUGCUAGAUUUGCAGAUUUCCUUAAUGUCAUGACCUUUGAUUUUCAUGGUUAUUGGUCAGAUCAUAGUCACCCCUAUACUGGCCAUGGAAGCCCCCUUAGGAAGAGCAGAGCUGACAAAGGAGCUGCAGCCUUUUAUAAUGUUGACUAUGCUGUGAGAUAUUUGAAGACCAAAGGUGCCCCUAAUUCGAAAAUCAUCAUGGGAAUUCCUACCUAUGGACACACUUUCACUCUUUCUUCUGCACAGACUGGGCUUGGAGCUCCCGCCUCUGGCCCUGGGCUAGCUGGCCCAUUCACAAAAACAGCAGGAAUCCUAGCAUAUUAUGAGAUUUGUAGUUUUAAUCAUGGUGCCACAAUAGAAAAGAUUGAAGAGCAAAGUGUCCCCUAUUCCUACAAAGGGAACCAAUGGGUGGGCUAUGAAGAUGAAACAAGCGUUCAAAUAAAGGUUCAGUAUGCGAAGAACAACAAUUUGGGAGGUGUUAUGGUUUGGACACUUGAUCAAGAUGAUUUUUCAGGUACCUUCUGCAAGAACCGCAAUUAUCCACUACUUGCUGCUAUUAAAAAGGAACUAAAUAAAUAAGAACAUGUAUUUGCCAAAAAAAAGCCCCAAUUUUAAAUAGCAAUAGAAUCUUACAGGUUAAGUCAAUUUUGGUGUUCUUUUAGGAAUUAAAAACAAAUGCUUACUUCUAAAUACUAUACAUGCUUAAUAUAGCAUUAUAUAUAACCAGUUAUUAGUUCUGUAUUAUUUCAUGAUUAAUAUUAUUCAUUUCCUAUUAAGUAUUGUCUAUUUCCAUUAUUUUGACCUAUUUCUGCAGGCAGUAUGUAGUCUUUUGACAUUAUGCCUAGGCCUUUCAUUAUAUAAAUAAAUAGUUCAUCUUGAUUAUACUGUAUUAAAAAUGUUCAUAAAGUUCAUUAAAUGUGCUGUCUCAAAAAAAAGUCUUAAUACUUUCAAUAAAAGAUUUGCCUUCCUUUA
Pantherophis guttatus is the source of this 1976-nucleotide messenger RNA. Its product is annotated as chitinase-3-like protein 1. Gene Ontology annotation, cellular component: extracellular region. Gene Ontology annotation, molecular function: chitinase activity; chitin binding. Gene Ontology annotation, biological process: carbohydrate metabolic process; chitin catabolic process. Lineage: Eukaryota; Metazoa; Chordata; Lepidosauria; Squamata; Colubridae. The record is from RefSeq and is a predicted model, not a curated record.